Tupaia belangeri chinensis (Chinese tree shrew) is the source of this 8431-nucleotide messenger RNA. RefSeq names its product unc-13 homolog C (gene UNC13C). Gene Ontology annotation, cellular component: presynaptic active zone cytoplasmic component; neuromuscular junction; terminal bouton. The transcript is spliced from 32 exons. Gene Ontology annotation, molecular function: syntaxin-1 binding; calcium ion binding; calmodulin binding. The record is from RefSeq and is a predicted model, not a curated record. Gene Ontology annotation, biological process: synaptic transmission, glutamatergic; synaptic vesicle priming; presynaptic dense core vesicle exocytosis. NCBI's taxonomy places the organism in Eukaryota, Metazoa, Chordata, Mammalia, Scandentia, Tupaiidae. Bases 254 to 6907 code for a protein of 2217 amino acids.
ACUGCAUGAAAUUAUGCGGAAAUGAGAGAGAUUAAGGAAAUCCCUCCUCCAGGAGAGAAUGUCUUUGAUAAAUGGAGCUUUCUUCCGAUUUUCACAGAUCAUCACCAUUGUGGCAGCACCAUGGCUGCCCUUCCUGUUGCCAUCGAUGAUUCCCACAACAUCUGAACAGUGAUGCCUGCCCUGGAGAUACAGAUUGUCAUCUUAAUACUUUGCUUACUUUUGGGGGAAGAAAAGCUUGCACUAAUUGCUCUCCAUGGUAGCUAAUCUUUUCAAGAGCUUGAUUUUACCUUACCUACAUAAGCUUUGCAAAGGAAUGUUUACAAAGAAAUUGGGAAAUACAACCAAAAAAAAGGAGAAUCAUCCCCAGAAAAAAGAUCAAGACUUUUCUACUGUUGGCCAGAUCAAACCCCCCAAAUUUUCCAACACCCUGAAAAGCACUGUAAAGAAGAUUGCAAAGUGUUCUUCCACUCGCAACUUAUCGACAGAAGAAGACGGGGCUAAUAAGGAAUUUUCUCUCUCACCGACCUUUAGUUACAGAGUAGCUAUUGCCAAUGGCCUUCAAAAGAAUAUUAGUGUAAUCAACAGUGAUAAUGAGGAUCUGCUUCAAGAGCUAUCUUCAAUCGAGAGUUCUUACUCAGAGUCAUUAAAUGAACUAAAGAGUAGUACAGAAAACCAGGUACCAUCAACCCACACGAUGCCUGUUAGACGCAAUAGAAAGAGUUCAAGCAGCCUCGCACCCUCUGAGGGUAGUUCUGAUGGAGAACGCACUCUCCAUAGCUUAAAACUAGGUGCUUUGAGAAAGCUGAGGAAAUGGAAAAAGAGUCAAGAGUGUGUUUCCUCAGAUUCAGAGCUGAGCACCAUGAAGAAAACCUGGGGAAUAAGAAGCAAGUCUUUGGACAGAACGGCCCGAAACCCAAAGACAAAUGCUCUGGAGCCAGGGUUCAGUUCCUCUGGCUGCAUUAGCCAAACACACGAUGUCAUGGAAAUGAUCUUUAAAGAACUUCAGGGAAUCAGUCAGAUCGAAACAGAACUUUGUGAACUUCGAGGGCACGUUAAUGCUCUCAAGCACUCUAUUGAUGAGAUCUCCAGCAGUGUAGAGGUUGUACAAAGCGAAAUCGAACAGCUACGGACAGGGUUUGUCCAGUCUCGGAGGGAAACCAGAGACAUCCAUGAUUAUAUUAAACAUCUGGGUCAUGUAGGUAACAAGGCAAGCUUGAGAUUUUUAAACGUGCCUGAAGAAAGAUUUGAAUACACUGAAAGUGUGGUAUACCAAAUUCUAAUUGAUAAAAUGGGUUUUUCAGAUGCACCAAAUGCUAUUAAAAUUGAAUUUGCUCAAAGGAUAGGACACCAAAGGGACUGCCCAAAUGCAAAGCCUCGACCCAUACUUGUGUACUUUGAAACCCCUCAGCAAAGAGAUUCUGUCUUAAAAAAAUCAUAUAAACUCAAAGGAACAGGCAUUGGAAUCUCAACAGAUAUUCUGACUCAUGACGUCAGAGAAAGAAAGGAAAAAGGAAUACCAUCCUCUCAGACGUAUGAGAGCAUGGAUAUAAAAUUGUCCACUCCAGAGCCCAAAAUCAAGAAGAACCACUGGCAGUCACCCGAUGACAGUGAUGGUGAGUUGGAAUCGGACCUCAAUAGAAACAGUUAUGCUGUGCUUUCCAAGUCAGAGUUUCCAACAAAGGGAAGUACUUCGAAAGCAAGCUCAAAAUCACACAGUGCUAAAUCCAAGAAUAAAAGUGCGAAUAGCAGCAGAAUUUCAAAUAAAUCGGAUUAUGAUAAAAUUUCCUCACAGUUGCCAGAAUCUGGUAACUUGGAAAGACAAACCACAGCUCAUCGUGCAGAUGCGACCCCUCUCUGGCAUUCACAGAGUGAUUUUUUCACUGCUAAACUUAGUCGUUCUGAAUCUGACUUUUCCAAAUUGUGUCAAUCUUACUCGGAGGAUUUUUCUGAAAGUCAGUUUUUCAUUAGAACUAAUGGAAGCUCCCUCCUGUCAUCUUCAGACCGGGAACUUUGGCAGAGGAAACAGGAGGGUGUGCUUACCUUGUAUGAUAGUCCUAAGGAACAGCGUUUGAAUGGGAGCGGCCAGGGCAUUCAGGGACAGAGUGAAAUUGAGAACACAGAGACUGUGGAUAGUGGUAUGAGCAAUAGCAUGGUGUGUGCAUCCGGAGAUCGAAGUCAUUACAGUGAUUCUCAGCUCUCUUUACAUGAGGAUCUUUCUCCAUGGAAGGAAUGGAAUCAGGUAGACCAAGGAGCUGAUUUAGGCUUGGAUUCAUCUACUCAGGAAGCAUUUGAUGAUGACACAAACAGUCUGUCUGACCAACAGCUGAGUGUUUAUAAUAAAGAUCUAGAAGACUUGGGAAAGUGCCACAGUGACCUUCAGGAUGACUCAGAGAGCUAUGACUUAACCCAGGAUGAUAACUCAUCUCCAUGCCCUGGCUUGGACAAUGAGCCACAGGGUCAGUGGGUUGGCCCAUAUGAUUCUUAUCAGGAAACUAAUUCUAAAGAGUUGUACCAAAAUCAAAACCAGUUGUCCAUGAUGUAUAGAAGUCAAAGUGAAUUGCAAAGUGAUGAUUCCGAGGAUGUUCCACCCAAAUCAUGGCACAGUCGAUUAAGCAUUGAUCUUUCUGAUAAGACUUUCAGCUUCCCCAAAUUUGGAUCUACACUGCAGAGGGCUAAAUCAGCCUUGGAAGUAGUAUGGAACAAAAGCACACAGAGUCUCAGUGGAUAUGAGGACAGUGGCUCUUCCUUAAUGGGGAGAUUUCGGACAUUAUCCCAGUCAACUGCAAAUGAGUCAAGUACUACACUUGACUCUGAUGUCUACACGGAACCCUAUUACUACAAAGCAGAGGAUGAGGAGGACUAUAGUGAACCGGUGGCUGAUAAUGAAACAGAUUAUGUUGAAGUUAUGGAACAAGUCCUUGCUAAGUUAGAAAAUAGGACUAGUAUUACUGAACUAGAUGAACAAAUGCAGGAAUACGAUCACCCGUCAUAUGCAACACCCUAUGAAACCCCACAAGAUGAGGGUUAUGAUGGACAGGCAGAUGAUGUUGUUAGUGAAGGAGGAUUGGAACCCUUAAGUGAAACAUCAGCUGAAAUGGAAAUAAGAGAAGAUGAAAACCAAAACAUCCCUGAACCACCAGUAGAAAUCACAAAGCCAAAGAGAAUUCGACCAUCUUUCAAAGAAGCAGCUUUAAGGGCCUAUAAGAAACAAAUGGCAGAGUUGGAAGAGAAGAUCUUGGCUGGAGAUAGCAGUUCUGUGGAUGAAAAGGCUCGGAUAGUAAGUGGCAAUGAUUUGGAUGCUUCCAAAUUCUCUGCACUCCAGGUGUUUGGUGGGGCUGGGAGGGGCCUCUAUGGUAUCGACAGUAUGCCCGAUCUCCGCAGGAAAAAAACUUUGCCUAUUGUACGGGAUGUGGCCAUGACACUGGCUGCCCGGAAAUCUGGACUCUCUCUGGCGAUGGUGAUUAGGACUUCACUAAACAAUGAGGAACUGAAAAUGCAUGUCUUCAAGAAGACCUUGCAGGCAUUGAUCUACCCCAUGUCCUCCACCACCCCACACAAUUUUGAGGUCUGGACAGCUACGACACCCACCUACUGUUACGAGUGUGAAGGGCUCCUGUGGGGCAUUGCUCGGCAAGGCAUGAAGUGUUUGGAGUGCGGAGUGAAAUGCCACGAAAAGUGUCAGGACCUCCUAAACGCUGACUGUUUGCAGAGAGCUGCAGAAAAGAGUUCUAAGCAUGGCGCUGAAGACAAGACUCAGACCAUUAUUACAGCCAUGAAAGAAAGAAUGAAGAUCAGGGAGAAAAACAGACCAGAGGUGUUUGAAGUAAUUCAGGAGAUGUUUCAGAUUUCUAAAGAAGAUUUCGCACAGUAUACAAAGGCUGCCAAACAGAGUGUACUGGACGGGACAUCCAAGUGGUCAGCAAAAAUAACCAUUACAGUGGUUUCCGCACAAGGCUUGCAAGCAAAGGACAAAACUGGGUCAAGUGACCCAUAUGUUACAGUUCAAGUUGGAAAGAACAAAAGGAGAACUAAAACCAUUUUUGGAAACUUAAAUCCAGUAUGGGAUGAGAAGUUCUAUUUUGAGUGCCAUAACUCUACAGAUCGAAUCAAAGUCAGAGUAUGGGAUGAAGAUGACGACAUUAAGUCCAGAGUCAAACAACAUUUCAAAAAGGAAUCCGAUGAUUUCCUGGGACAGACAAUUGUGGAAGUGAGGACCCUGAGUGGAGAAAUGGAUGUCUGGUACAACCUAGAGAAACGGACAGAUAAGUCAGCUGUAUCUGGAGCCAUUCGACUGAAAAUCAAUGUGGAAAUCAAAGGAGAGGAGAAGGUUGCUCCAUAUCACAUACAAUACACCUGUUUACAUGAGAAUCUGUUCCAUUACUUGACUGAAGUGAAAUCUAAUGGUGCAGUGAAAAUCCCAGAGGUUAAAGGGGAUGAAGCCUGGAAGGUUUUCUUUGAUGAUGCUUCCCAAGAAAUAGUUGAUGAAUUUGCCAUGCGUUAUGGGAUUGAAUCCAUUUAUCAAGCUAUGACGCACUUUUCAUGUCUGUCUUCCAAGUACAUGUGCCCUGGCGUCCCUGCUGUCAUGAGUACCUUGCUGGCUAACAUAAAUGCUUUCUAUGCUCAUACCACAGUUUCAACAAACGUACAGGUUUCUGCCUCAGAUCGAUUUGCCGCAACUAACUUUGGUAGGGAAAAAUUCAUAAAACUACUGGACCAGUUGCAUAAUUCUUUGAGGAUUGACCUAUCAAAGUAUCGGGAAAACUUUCCCGCUGGCAAUUCGGAAAGACUACAAGACCUGAAAUCAACUGUUGACCUGCUAACAAGCAUCACCUUUUUUAGAAUGAAGGUUCUAGAGCUGCAGAGCCCCCCAAAGGCCAGCCUGGUGGUGAAGGACUGUGUCAGGGCUUGCCUGGAUUCUACAUACAAGUAUAUUUUUGACAACUGCCAUGAACUGUAUUCCCAGCUAAUAGACCCGAGUAAGAAACAGGACAUUCCUCGAGAAGAUCAGGGACCCACAACCAAGAACUUGGAUUUUUGGCCCCAACUUAUUACCCUAAUGGUCACUAUUAUUGAUGAGGAUAAAACUGCCUACACACCUGUCCUGAAUCAGUUUCCUCAAGAACUGAACAUGGGAAAAAUAAGUGCUGAGAUUAUGUGGACUCUUUUUGCUCUGGAUAUGAAAUAUGCACUAGAAGAACAUGAAAAGCAGCGGUUAUGCAAGAGCACCGAUUAUAUGAAUUUGCAUUUCAAAGUGAAAUGGUUUUAUAAUGAGUAUGUGCGAGAACUUCCUGCCUUCAAGGAUGCUGUUCCUGAAUAUUCCUUGUGGUUCGAGCCUUUCGUCAUGCAGUGGCUGGAUGAAAAUGAAGAUGUGUCAAUGGAGUUUCUUCAUGGAGCACUGGGAAGAGACAAAAAAGAUGGAUUCCAGCAGACAUCUGAACAUGCUCUCUUCUCUUGCUCCGUGGUCGAUGUCUUUGCCCAGCUCAAUCAGAGCUUUGAGAUUAUUAAGAAACUGGAAUGCCCUAAUCCUGAAGCAUUAUCUCACUUAAUGAGACGAUUCGCAAAGACUAUCAACAAAGUGCUACUACAGUAUGCUGCAAUUGUAUCAAAUGACUUCAGUUCAUACUGUGAUAAGGAAAAUGUGCCAUGUAUCCUGAUGAACAACAUUCAACAAUUACGGGUCCAGCUGGAAAAAAUGUUUGAAUCCAUGGGAGGGAGAGAGCUAGAUCCUGAAGCUAGUACGAUUCUAAAAGAACUUCAAGUUAAGCUCAAUGGUGUUCUGGAUGAGCUCAGCGUCACUUAUGGGGAAAGUUUCCAGCUUAUAAUUGAAGAGUGUAUAAAACAGAUGAGUUUUGAGCUAAAUCAAAUGAGAGCAAAUGGAAAUACCACCUCUAAUAAGAACAGUGCAGCAAUGGAUGCAGAAAUUGUGUUGAGAGCUCUCAUGGAUUUCUUGGACAAAACAUUAAGUCUCUCAGCAAAAAUCUGUGAGAAAACAGUCCUGAAGCGUGUGCUAAAAGAGUUAUGGAAGCUAGUUCUUAACAAAAUAGAAAAACAAGUUGUUCUUCCUCCCCUGACAGAUCAAACAGGACCACAGAUGAUUUUCAUUGCAGCUAAAGAUCUUGGACAAUUAUCCAAACUGAAGGAGCACAUGAUUCGAGAGGAUGCCAGGGGUCUGACACCAAGACAAUGUGCUAUAAUGGAGGUGGUCCUGGCCACCAUCAAGCAAUACUUUCAUGCAGGAGGAAAUGGUCUGAAAAAGAAUUUCUUGGAGAAAAGCCCAGAUCUUCAAUCUCUGAAAUAUGCUCUCAGUCUUUAUACCCAAACUACUGAUGCCUUGAUAAAGAAAUUCAUCGACACCCAAACCUCACAGAGUCGUUCCUCCAAAGAUGCAGUGGGUCAAAUAUCUGUUCACGUGGAUAUCACUGCCACUCCAGGAACUGGCGAGCACAAAGUAACUGUCAAAGUCAUUGCUAUUAAUGAACUUAACUGGCAGACCACAGCAAUGUUCCGCCCCUUUGUGGAAGUGUGUAUGCUGGGACCCAACCUUGGGGACAAGAAGAGAAAACAAGGCACAAAGACAAAGAGCAACACGUGGUCACCAAAGUACAAUGAGACGUUUCAGUUCAUUCUGGGUAAUGAAAACCGCCCCGGAGCCUAUGAACUUCAUCUCUCAGUUAAGGAUUACUGCUUUGCCCGAGAAGAUCGAAUUAUCGGAAUGACAGUCAUUCAGCUACAGAACAUAGCAGAAAAGGGAAGCUAUGGGGCGUGGUAUCCUCUAUUGAAAAAUAUCUCUAUGGAUGAAACGGGUUUGACUAUCCUUAGAAUACUGUCUCACAGGACCAAUGAUGAUGUGGCUAAAGAAUUUGUAAGACUUAAAUCUGAAACCAGAUCUACUGAAGAGAAUGCUUGAACCAAGUACUUCAAGAUAACAUCUUUGAGAAUCCAUAAACCAUAAUCGUUUGACUACUGCAUGCAUGUGCAAAUACAUGGGAAUGUUUAUUUCAUUCUGUUACAGUGUUUGCCAGUACUCAAAUACAAUGUCUACGAGGUAUGUGGAGAACCUGUUGAACUUUUAUACCAAUUCUGGUCUUUGGUAAAUGUUCCAUGAAGUGCCAAAAUUAUGAUGUAAAGUGAAAAUUCAAGUAUAUCUUUUAAAAUGUGCAUCUCAUUUCAUUAUCAAUUUGUCAUCCAUUAAGCAUACUAAAGGCAAGUGAAAUUUGAGUUUGUCCAUUAGUUGCCUUUGUUAAAUUAGUUUAUAUUGCCCACAGAUCAGAAGGCAUUUGUUACUCGAACUGUUUUCUUUAGACUUACCUCAUUAUAGACGUCUUACAAACACCGUUUUCUACCAUAACUAGAAAUGCAGUCACUUCUAGAAAGCGUUUGUAAUUUUAUAGUUGCAGAUAUAUUGUGAUGAUUUUUGCAUACAAAUUAAAAUAGAAAAGGUGGGAAAUAUUUUAUGCUGACCAGUUUCCAACCUUUCUGAAAUAUCACUGUGAAGAAAUGCUGUUAAAGCAAACUUAUACAAAGCAAUGCUACAUAGAGUUUGUUAACAAUGUUUGAUAUAUUGACAAAACUUUGUUCCUUACAACUGCCAAGGUCACAUCACACAUGUAAAAAGGUAAGUUGAUGCAUUUGCCAUAUAGCAUUAUGUCUCAGCUUUACCAUAUUUCAUUCCAUAGAAAGUCAUUGGAUUAAUGGUUGAGAAAUGAGAUGGAAGGUUUCUUAAAAUUACCUGUAAGCAACUCUAUUGUUAGUAUUUUCCCUCUGACAGUUAUGACUCUCUCCUUAUUUACCUAAACCUAUAAUCGGCUCAAAGUUUUCUUUUAAAACAUAUCCUAUGAUUUGUACUGAAUGCAGCAUUACUAUAUAUUGCACUGGAGCCAAAAGUCAUGUCUUUAGUAAAAAAAAAAAAAAAAUGUAAAAUACCGUCUGAAGAAAUUGCUUACUAUUUUUAAAUUUAUUUCUGAGCCCACAUUGCAGCAGAUGCAGUAAGGGGAACAAAAUACAGUUCUACAGCUUAGUACGUAAAAAUAUCACUAGGUUGAUUUUUGACUAUGACACAGUUUAGGACUAUUUGCAUCGUUUGUAUUAUUAUGGUUUGUCUUCUUGGAGUCUGUACCUAAAUACUUGGCUGUAGAAAACUACUUGUAACUUACAGUCAUAACUGUUAGUGGACUACCGACACAUUCAGAAACAAGAAUGUGUUAGGACGAUCGAGUGCAUUUUGUGAACAAAGUGGUCUGAUACCUUAAAAGCAGAAGUGAUUAGUGUCAUGACUCAGAACUAUUUGCUGUUGGAUGUGAAAACACAGACCAGUGAGAGCGGCUAAUUCAUGUUAAAGUGGUAGGCAAUUGCUUUGUUAAUGACUUUUCCAAAUGCAUAGUACAAUGCGAUCCUCUGGCAUAUGCAUUAAUAAAUGGAUGUAUACUGAGCA